AAAUGGCGUUUUAAAAUUGUUUGUCACUUCCUCUCGUGACGUCACUGUGUUUGUGUUGAGCGAGCGGACACAGUGGCAGAUUAGCUCCAAACCUGCAGCUGUUUUCACUUCGUGCAGCCAUCUCAUCUCGGUGUGGCGUUACCCAGUCUGGGUGAAAUGUCCUGUUGUUCCACAUGAGCUCUACUAUGUGGUACAUCAUGCAGAGUAUUCAGAGCAAAUACUCAUUGUCGGAAAGGCUCAUUCGAACCAUAGCGGCCAUUCGCUCCUUCCCACAUGAUAAUGUGGAAGACCUUAUACGCAGGGGCGCAGAUGUGAACAGGAUGCACGGCACGCUGAAGCCCCUGCACUGUGCCUGUAUGGUGGCUGAUGCUGAUUGUGUGGAGCUCUUGCUGGAGAAAGGCGCAGAGGUAAAUGCCUUGGAUGGUUACAACCGCACUGCCCUGCAUUACGCAGCAGAGAAGGACGAGGGUUGUGUGGAGCUGCUUCUAGAAUACGGGGCCCAGCCAAAUGCGCUGGACGGAAACAAGGAUACCCCACUGCACUGGGCCGCCUUCAAAGAUAACCCAGAGUGCGUACGGGCCCUGUUGGAGAGCGGCGCCUGUCCGAAUGUCCGCGAUUACAAUAACGACACGCCCCUCAGUUGGGCGGCCAUGAAGGGCAACCUGGAGAGUGUACGUGUGCUGCUCGAAUACGGCGCUCAAGUCCACGUCACCAACCUAAAGGGCCAGACGCCCAUCUCGCGGCUGGUGGCGCUGCUGGCUCGGGGCCUGGGCACGGAACAGGAGGAAGAGUGCCUGGAGCUGCUUUGCCGUGCCGCCGGGAGGUUCGAGAUCCGCAGGGCCGACGGCUCCUUACCGCGUGAGCUCACUAAAGAUCCUCAGUUACUGGCUCGACUCACUAACCUGGUAGCCCAGCCGCCCUCGUUGCGAGCCUUGGCGCGCUGCGCUGUUCGUAAUAGCCUGGGGGUCCAGUACCUCCCGUCUGCGGUGAAACAGCUCCCGCUUCCAGAGUCAGUGAAAGAAUAUGUGCUCCUCAGAGACUGAGCGAGAAGACUGUGCUUAAUGUCAGGCGUGGAGGAUAUGGAUGUCUUCUGUGUAUGUGAACAUGUGAUUGUAAUCAGACUGCAAUCUGAAGUGUGUCUGUCCAUAUACAGUGAGUGAGUAAGUUGCCCAUUUAGGUUUUUUUUUGGUUUUGUUGCUAUAAUGUCAUCAAGCAAAUUCAGACUUGGGUUGUAGUACGAUUAUGUGCUUUGGUGUAAAGAAAUGGUGAUCUGGUAGGAGAAAGAUGUCGAUAAUGCUAUUGUGAACCCAUAAUGUUAAAAUAGCAACAGAUGUGAAAUAUUCUAAAUGCAAAGACACAAAAUUAUUUAAAAAUAUUAUUUACAAGUAAAUGCAGUGGAAACAAAAUAACACUUUAACAGCACUUAAGUUAUAAUCAUAUAUUACAUUUUUGUGUUUCAAACUUCUUUGUUAGUUUUUUUUUUUUUUAUGCUCUAAUGUUUGAUGUUUUUAAAGGAAAUAACUGAAGCCUCUAGAUCAAGUUUUAAAGUAAAAUAAAUAUUAACAUUUUUGUUAAAUCAUUUUAUGAGGUUUCCCAGUCAUCGAAAAUAAUUUCAUCCUGGAAAAGUUGGGAAAAUUUGUGAAAAA
Molecule: messenger RNA, 1646 nt
Organism: Rhinichthys klamathensis goyatoka
Lineage: Eukaryota; Metazoa; Chordata; Actinopteri; Cypriniformes; Leuciscidae
Gene: asb8
Product: ankyrin repeat and SOCS box containing 8
Exons: 4
Coding region: 174-1043 (289 amino acids)
Biological process (GO): intracellular signal transduction
Molecular function (GO): protein binding
Source: RefSeq, a predicted model, not a curated record